UGAAGGAUAAAAGUCGUAAUAAUGCAUUUUAUUGGUAUUGUGAGAGGCGAGAUAAGUUGAGCUGCAAUGGUCGUGCGAUGACCAGACUGGUAAAUGGUCAACAUUAUCUUAGAAGUGCUAAAGAGCAUAACUAUUCAGCACAAGCAAGCAGAGUGGAAGUUGUUAAGAUGAUCGCUAGAAUAAAGGGUCAAGCGCAACUAACCAGGGAAAAGCCAGCCCAAGUCUUGCAGACAGUGAUUACUGACAGUCCUCA
This is a messenger RNA of Dentiscutata heterogama, 253 nucleotides long. The record is from the annotation of a GenBank genome assembly. Lineage: Eukaryota; Fungi; Glomeromycota; Glomeromycetes; Diversisporales; Gigasporaceae.